CGCAAAUAAAACAUAAAUAAAACAUAAAGAAAGAAGAAAAAAUCUAGAAAGAUAGAAUAAGAAUUGACCAUCAGCGCCAUCUAUUGAAUUUAAAAGAUAUCUCUUCAAAGAAUUAUCUUUUUAAAAUUACUCAAAAGAUGACAUUGAUCAUCAAUUUUUACUCUACUUUAUCCUGUUUUGAAUGCGCAUAAUGACUAAUAAUAUUCACUUUGUUAUUAAAUCAUAUGAAGAAUAAAUAAAAGUGCUUGCAUCAUGCAUUAUGUUUUAAGGUAGAAAAUGAAAAUUUUAGAGGGAAAAGUAGUUGCAUUGGGUUCACAAGGUGUUGGUAAGACAAGUAUAAUUACGCAUUAUAUUGGAAAAUCAUGUAAUGAGCAUUUGAGUCCUACAAUUGGAGCAUCAUUUUUUACCUGUAAAUUAAAUGUGGAAAAUGCAAGAAUAAUGCUACGGGUAUGGGAUACUGCAGGACAAGAAAGAUUUAAGUCAAUGGCACCAAUGUAUUAUCGAAAUGCUAAUGCAGCUAUGUUAGUGUUUGAUUUAACUCAAUACAAUACAUUUGCAGCAAUGAAACGAUGGGUAACAGAACUUCGAAGAAAUGUAGAAGAAGUUAUGACAUUAGUCGUAAUUGGAAACAAAUCAGAUUUAACAAAAGAACGCCAAGUUGAUGCAGAAGAAGGUAGAGUUUAUGCUACAAAAAUUGGUGCAAGUUAUCAUGAAACAUCAGUUCUUAAAAAUGAAGGAAUUAAAAAUGUAUUUCUGGCUAUUGGUAAUGGUCUUCUUAAAUUAUCUUCAACCGAAUGUGAUUCUACAUCAAUCAGAACAUAUGAAUCAACAAAAUUGAAUUGGAACAAUACAGAUAUGUUAUCUACACCAAUUAUCGAGGAAAGUGCUCAAAAUCUUAAUAUUGCUCAUGGAAUGCAAGAAAGACCAUAUGCAUGUUGCUAGUCUUUGAUUUUUUAUUUUGAUUUCUAAAAUAUGAAAUGAUAAAAUUUGUAUUGUUUUUUAAUAAUUAUUUGAGAUAAAAUCUAAAUCUUUCUUUUAUGUAAAUAUGCACAAACAUAAAUGCGAGCAUUCUUAUUGAUUCAAAGAAAUAUAUCUAUUAAUUUUUUUGUUAUAAAUUUUGAUUUCAUAUAUGUUAGCAUUUCUAAUAAGUUUUUAAAAAAAAUAAAAAAUAUUUUAUGCUUUAACUGCCAUAUUGAAUGCUAUUAUAAGAUAAAUGUUUAUAUAUUGCCAUUAAUAAUGAUAUUUAUUAUUAUCAAAUUAAAUUGUACAUGCUAUUUAUUUCUUAAUUUGAAGCCUGGUUCUAACGCUUUUAAUAUAUGAAAUUUAUUCAUUUAAUACAGUAUUAUAUAGUAUAUAUAUCUACAAUAAAGCAAAUAAAGGAAUUCUUGUGCUAAUAAGUACGGGUGAGGUGUAUCGUAAAGUGAGGUGAGUCAUUCAUUCUUUGGGCCAGGCUUCGCGAAGCGUAACGCAUCCCACAGCUUUGUUUAUGUCUAAUUUGUCUCACUUCCGUUAUAUAAGUAUUUCUUUAGUAUAUCUUCAGUUGUUAAUUCAUAAUACUGAUGAUUCAUUCUAUAAGAAUUCAUUAAAAAAAAUUAUAUUAAUAUAGAUGACGAUUUAAAAUUAUAUUAUAAUUCAAAAAUAUGUUUGAUAUUAAAAUACAAGUUUAUAUUUAUUAUUAUAUUCUUCUCCGAUCUAUUUCCGAUCAUUGAUUUAUUUUGUAUAAUUUCAUCUGUACAUAAUUAUAGACACAAAGUAAAGUUGUAUUGUAAAGUAAAAUAAUUAGUCCCAUUCAUUCUAUACGAUUAAGUUGCGUAAAGAAAGAAGCGCGCUAUUUGAACUUGCGUUAUACAUGUAACUGCACAAGAGAACAAUGUACCUACUGCGAAUGCACAUUGAAAGAAUUGCUUCGUGUCUAUGAGUGUCUAAAUCUACAAUAGAAGAAGGGAAGAAACGGACAAAGAAACGUCUCUAACGUAAUAGCGGCUUUAGUGAAUUCUCUUUGCGUUUUGUAUAAGAGAGAACUAUUGUUCGUUAGUAUUCUCAGUCAAGUUUAGAUCGUUGAAUGUUUCAGAAAUCUUAUUGGAAAACUAUUUUAAUUCAAUUAAAGUAUAUAUAUAUCUAGUGUAAGAUGUAUGAUUGCGCUCUCUGAUAUUGUUAUGAAGUUUUAUAGUAACAGUGAAUAUAAAUUCAAAAAUUCCCUAUUUUUAAACUAAAUUUUUAUUCAAUUAUUUUUUCAAAUAAUUAUAAUAAAUAAUAAAUCGAUUAGAAGAAAAAUUCAAAUUAUUGAUCAAUUAUUAAUAUUAAAAUGUUCACACUGUGUCGUAUAUCCUUGCCACUAGUGUUUCAAACUUUCAAUAUUCUUCAACAAUGUUUAUAUAUUUUAUGUCUUACGAUUGAUAAUCGUUUAACACCUAUUGUGAAUGGUAAUUCAUAUUAAUGAAUUCUAUAUUUGAAUAAGAUAUAAAAAAUAUAUAUAAAUUAUGUAAGGAUAAAGAUAAAUAUAAUAUAAAGAUAAAAAUAGAUUUUUGCUUUAGAUUGUUAUACAAGAAUAUCCAUUGGUUCUAAAUUACAAGAUAUGGACAUUGUAUUACGGAAUAAUGUUAUAAGUUUAACGGAAUGCGAAGAAUAUUGUUUAAAAAAUAAACAUGUUUGCAAUGCAUUUUCAUUCGGGUAGGAUAUUAUUAUUUCAUAUCGUCGAUAUUCAUUGAAUUUUAAAGAAUAAAUCAGAAAUUAUAGAAAAUUAUAUAUUUUUCUGUUAUUUUUAAUUUUUAAUGUUUAAUUUUUUUUUCUUCUUUUAGUGUUGGUGUGAAAGGUAAUAGUACUUGUUUGAUUAGCUCACAGAUACCGGUGUUAGAAAAUUUAGAAACUCAUCCGGAAUACGAUGUUUAUGCAAGAAAGCGACAAGAUUCAUUAUCGUGUGAUUUUGAUCGUAUAUAUAGAAAUUUUAAUCAUAAAAAUGGAAAUCAUCUAAUGAAAAUAAAUAAAUUGAUUAAAAAAGAAUUUAUGAUAAAUAACGACAAUUCUUUCUCAAAAUUAUUAUCAAAAUCAGAGCCAAUAUUAUUACCACCACACAAUACACUAUCAUUUUCAAG
This is a messenger RNA of Apis cerana (Asiatic honeybee), 3092 nucleotides long. Its product is annotated as RAS oncogene family member RabX1. Lineage: Eukaryota; Metazoa; Arthropoda; Insecta; Hymenoptera; Apidae. Gene Ontology annotation, molecular function: GTPase activity; GTP binding. The record is from RefSeq and is a predicted model, not a curated record.